AUGAAUUCUGUGCUCAAAGUCGGUCUCAGAAUGAGUCGACUUUUGGAUCAAAGACAAUCGAAAGAGUCGGUCAAACAAGUGGUGACCAAACCUCGUGAGGAACCACCGAAAGCACACUCCAGUGGUUAUCGAAAGGAUCUGAUUAUUGAGAGUCUGAAGUCUUGUGUCGCAAACGGCGCUAAAAACAAGCAGAAGAGCGGUUCCGUGUCUGACGACAAGCCCGUCGCCAAUAAGCGCACGAAAGCGGCUGAAGAGAGGCCCAGAAGUCCGCCGAUGAUUGAGUCGCCGAAGAAGUCGCCGAAGAAGUUGCUGAAGAAAUCUAUUGAAUACUUGGACUCAGACGUGGAGUCCAUGGAUUCAAUUCCCGACUCUUUCGGAGACCAGUCGCACACCGGAGUCAACGAUACCAAAGAGGAGGACAAUACAGAGUUGGUGUCCGUUAUUCUGGAGGGCCUGGAGUCCAACAACGAGCGCCUGUCCAUCGAAUUGGAUUCGACGUUUGCAUCGGAAGGACACCAAUCAGAUGGACACCAAUCGGAUAGACUCUCCCAAAAGAAAUUGCAAACAAAAGCCACGGAAAAGGUUUGUCCGAAAGUGUUUGAGUCGAAGUCGUGUCAAAUGAGUCCACAAACGGAGGACAGAGCGAUGCAAACGUUGAACGAAACGGUACCUAAAAAAGUGCUGAAAUCCAUUUCAACCCAAUUCUGUGUCUCACAAACCAAUCAAAGCAUUCAGACCGUGGAUGUUGUUGUCAAUGAUGAUACCAAUGCUGACAAACCGAGUGACAACUGUUGCGAAUCUAAUAAUUGCUGUUUCCAUAAGUUUAUUCAUACCAUUCCCUGUCAUUCACUGCAAACAUUCCUCAAACAAAUGGUUGAAUUCAAAGAUAAUGCCAUCAAUAAAGAGAAUCAAUUGACUGUUAAUCGAGCAACUGAUCCAAGUUCUGGAGAGACAAUUGUGGCGAGUGAGCCAUCAGUGAAUGCCAAACAAACUCCUGAAAGUCAGGAUUCAGUGAUAGUGAUUGAAAAGCCAACGAUUGAGAAGCAAAACGUUGAAGAGAUUGAAGAGGAAAAGAAAGUGAGAGGAAGAGUGACUUCUAAGAGGGGUUCCAUUGAGUCCAACAAAAGAUCUAAAAAACUGAAAACUGCUGAACCGGUGGUUGACUUAAAAGACAAUGAAGUGAUCGAAGAAAAUAAAGAUUUUUUAAAGAUCUUGGAGUUGAAUGAAAACCCAAAGACUAAUGAGAAUGUCAUGAAAGAGCCAAAUGAGCCAAAAGGCAGGAAAAGAGUGGCUAAACCGAAGUCCAAACAGAAGGCAACCGUCGAGGAGUCCAUUGCCGAAGAAGACAAUACUGUGGCCGACAAAGAGGUUCCCAAAAGUAAAGCAAAUGUACGAAAGAGUGUUAAGAAAAGCAAUCAAACAAUGAAUGCCAAGAAAACAGCAAAUAUGAGAUCUGUCGAGGAAUCAGCUGAAGAACUAGCCGACGAUAAUGUGUUUGCUUUUGAGGACAAACCUGAAGACAAUGCGGUUGUGAAGCAAACGGCAAAACGUAAAGCUGUGGCCAAGAAGUCCACUAAAACCAAAGCUAAUGCUAUGGACGAAGAACCGGAAACAGAUAAAGAGAUGCCUUUAGAAGUGAACGAAAGGAACAGCAGAAGACGACAACUGAUUUCUACGGAUUCCGAGGAUUUGGAAAAACUUAAGAUGAAAACCACAAAAUCAAUGCCAAAACAUUCAACGGCCAAAAAGCCAGAUAAGGGAGUGUUUAAGCGUCCGGCGUCUCCCACCCCCUCCGAUGUGUCAGACAUAUCGAUGGCGUCGUCGACCUCAUCGCGAACCAGAAGCUCGUCGUCUGAGCGCUCGAAAGAACACAAGUAUUGUAUUUUGAACUCAGGUUUGGACGACAAACAGAAAAAGAAGAUUCAAAGCGUUUGUCGGACACUGAAUGCAGAAGCAGUGGAGGAGUGGUCCGAUCGCGUCACACAUCUCGUCAUUGCGUUGACCACCGAUGGCGCCAAACAAAUGGUUUGUCCCCGAAAUGCCAAAUAUUUGAAGGCUUUGUUAGGACACAAAUGGAUCUUAACCUUCGACUGGAUUACUGACUCUUAUCGGUCCAAUCGAUUUGUGGAUGAACUCAAGUACGAGAUCAGUGCCGACCGCUCGGCCACCGAGACUCGAGUCCCCUAUAAGUCGCGAACCACUCGCCAGAAACUGUUUGAGAACCUAAUGGUUCAGUUCAAUGGCAUUAAAGACACUCUUUUGGCCGAAUUGCAGCAAAUGGUGACAAUCGGUGGCGGAGUUGUUGUCAAUUCCAUCGAUGAGUUUGAAAAAAAUAGACGAAAGACUGGCGUAAAGAAGUUAAUUAUCGUCUCCGAUUGCAUCGGUUUAGCCAACACUCAGUCCGAUGGCGUCAAAUAUAUGGCAAGGAAUACGUUCAUGGAGUCCAUGUCUAAUUUCAACCCUUUUUAGACAUGCAAUCAAUCAUUUGAAGAGUUAUUUUUUAAAUUUUCUAAAUUUAUUGUUUUUGAUUAAAAGUUUCAUAAAAGUAUUUCUAAUGAUUAAUUACCUGUAAUAACAUUUGUAUCC
This is a messenger RNA of Oppiella nova, 2586 nucleotides long. Lineage: Eukaryota; Metazoa; Arthropoda; Arachnida; Sarcoptiformes; Oppiidae. The record is from the annotation of a GenBank genome assembly.